AUAGCAGCUUCUGCUCCUGGGCGGGCGACGAUGUCCGGGCCGGCCUGCUCCGGCGGAACUAGACAGCCGAGGACCGCCUCGAAGGACUGCGGGGAACCGGGUGACCAUGGCGGUAUUUCACGACGAGGUGGAGAUCGAGGACUUCCAAUAUGACGAGGACUCGGAGACGUAUUUCUACCCCUGCCCGUGUGGGGAUAACUUCUCCAUCACCAAGGAAGAUUUGGAGAAUGGGGAAGACGUGGCAACGUGUCCCAGCUGCUCUCUCAUUAUAAAAGUGAUUUAUGACAAAGAUCAGUUCAUGUGUGGAGAGACAGUCUCAGCACCUUCGGCCAACAAAGAAGUAAUCAGGUGCUGAAGAAGCCUUCAGGGACCCAGCCCUUGAACACCAGGAUGAAUCCAGUCGGACAUACCAAGUGUCAGAGCUCCAGCUUCGCCACAGGACAGCUGUUUGGUGGCUUGGAACUCCGUUUGUGUGUGGAUCUUUUCAUCCACUAGUGAGCUCAUCCUCAGCAGUGAGCCCAUGAUGUGUCAGACCUGGAUUUCAGGUUUGAAAUUGGAAGGAUUCCUAAUCGUCCAUCUGAACUUAAGGGAAAAUCUAAGUCAGUGGUUCUUCUUCCUCGUGGUUGUGUCCUGUGUAUAUCUUAACCCUAAUUCAGUACCCUAAAACAACAUCUACCUUGGUCCUAGAGUUCUUUCUUUCAAAAGAUUGUAUUUUUGACUUAGUUAUUAAGAUGAUUGAAAUGUGUGUCAUCUGCUUUGUUCUGACUUAAGUCUGUGGCUUUGUCAGUGCUGUGCUCUCUCACCAGCCGCUUCCUGCAGCCUUGCCACUAUUGAGUGUUCUUGUUCAUUUCUGUUACACUUCAUGCACAAAGUUCAGUCAUGGUGUUUGAUUGUGAAGCCACGGUUUCUCUGUAGUUGCCAGUUAGUGGAUAAGGAAGGAAAGUCAGAAACAGUCCCUUCUGUCAGAAAAAUAUGAAAAGAAAAACAACAGAAGGAAGUGAAUUUAGCUACAGUGAGAGAAGUGAGAUGCACCUGAAAUUCAAGGAUGAUUUUGCCAUACAGAACAAACAUUUCUGUAUCUGGGUCUUUAUUUCUUGAAAUGGCUAAUGAAAUUGCAUUUCAGACAAGAGUUACAUCAAGUCUUUCUGGCUGCUGGUAGUGAUGAAAGUCCCAGCCUUAUGUCACUGGUCUUAUUAGGUGAAGCAUCUCAACAGAGAAAGAGCUUGAGGCUGGCUCUGUAAGCAAAUGUUUGAGGGAUGGCAGAGGAAGGAACUACAUGUUGUCUCCUUCGCUGCAAUGCUGAGAAGAGCAGGCCGUGAGACUUGUGAAAAUGGGAUGAUCCCCUUUAUAAGCACUUUUGCUGUGCCUGUAUCCAGUUUUGAUUGUGCACAGGUGUCUAACAGAUUGGGGUUUGGCUUUUACAGUUAGAAAAUAGCCAGUAAGUGUGCUGCACCCACUCAUGGAAGUUUAAGUUAAAACAUAAGCAGAUUGGCUCUUUUAACCAGUGAGCAACUUAUGGUUCUGUGGAACCAUUAGGCUGAGACAUAGUAUGUUAAAGGAUGCUAGGCAUGUGCAGUACAUUAUAUGGCACUUUUUUCCCUUUGGUGGGGGCUGGGAAGGUCAUGGGUACUAGAGACUGAACCUGGGGCAAGGGCUUCACAGCUGGACUACAUCCCCAGCCCAGCAUGUUUUUGAUAUGAUAAGAAAUCUCAUUGCUGUUCAGUGCCCUAAAAAUCUAUACUGCAUUGCAAAGCAAAGGGACUAUCUGGAUGAACAGGUCAGAGUACAUCAAAUGGGGAUGAGCUGCAAAGAGAAAGUGUCCUGUUGCUUGUGUUGAUGGUGUUAGAGAACACAUAAACUUUGCUGCUGCUGAACUUCAUACAAGAGCAGAAACCCUUGAUGGAGGUCUUCUGUGAGCACAAAGGGGCAGGAAGAAAAGUUCAGGUUCAGACACUCCAAGAGAGAAGAGUAUACUCAGACUGGCAGUUAGUGAUCGGCGAUAAGCUGUAGAAAAGUAGUGGUUUGGGUUUUAAAGCAGCUGAGAAAGUCUCUGAACUACAAGAGAAAUACCAGGAAUUUGUCCCAUGUUAAGCAGAAAGCAAGCCCAAGGUCUUUCAAAUAUGACUGGAGUUCUGUGUCUAUCUGAGCCUUACAUAGUCCAGACACUUCCAGAGCACCUCUGAGAGCUGGCUAGUGACCAAGGCUCUGUCUCCGAUGAGUUUGUCAUCUUUGACAAGGCCCAAGGAUUCCUCAUCUCUGUAGCUGGGAGACUGGGUCAGGUGACCUCAGCUGUCCGGUCUCAUUUCAGUUGGCGUAGUGGGCCGGAACUGAAAUGUUUUUGUACCCAAAAUUUUAAAUCAUGAUUCACAGCGAAUGGAAGCUCUAUUUAAGUCACUUGUUUAAAUGGAAUUCUGCAUUCAUGAUACAUUUAGACACUUUUUUCUUAGAUAACAUUUUUAGAGCUGUAUUUAUUAUAAUGAAUUGCAUUGCCAAGCUAAGUAAAAUAAGAUUGUUCAAAUUUG
Molecule: messenger RNA, 2522 nt
Organism: Nannospalax galili (Upper Galilee mountains blind mole rat)
Lineage: Eukaryota; Metazoa; Chordata; Mammalia; Rodentia; Spalacidae
Gene: Dph3
Product: diphthamide biosynthesis 3
Exons: 3
Coding region: 107-355 (82 amino acids)
Biological process (GO): protein histidyl modification to diphthamide
Molecular function (GO): metal ion binding
Source: RefSeq, a predicted model, not a curated record